This is a messenger RNA of Eremothecium gossypii ATCC 10895, 642 nucleotides long. RefSeq names its product mitochondrial 54S ribosomal protein mL67 (gene MHR1). Gene Ontology annotation, biological process: positive regulation of mitochondrial DNA replication; DNA recombination. Gene Ontology annotation, cellular component: nucleus; mitochondrial large ribosomal subunit. The record is from RefSeq and is marked provisional. Lineage: Eukaryota; Fungi; Ascomycota; Saccharomycetes; Saccharomycetales; Saccharomycetaceae. The transcript has a single exon. Gene Ontology annotation, molecular function: single-stranded DNA binding; DNA strand exchange activity; structural constituent of ribosome. The coding region runs from base 1 to 642 and encodes 213 amino acids.
AUGAGCAAGACCGUCGGAGCAUCUCGUUUCCGCCCUGCCGGCUGGCUGCAGCGCGCGGGCUACGCCCCGCAGGUGUUCGUGUUCCGCAACCUGGAGUCGGGGCAGGUGAUCUACUCGCAGCUGCCCACGUUCACGGAGCGCCAGAUCAACAAGAACUUCUACCGCCCCAACUGGGAGAACCGCAAGCCGUCCACGCGCCCCGACAUCUGGAAGUGCAUGGCCGUCGUCGACCUCGCCAGUCACGAGGAGAGCGUGCGUCUGUACCAGAACCUGUGCCGCCUGCGCUACCUGCGCGAGGUGCCGCAGCGCAAGGCCGCGGAGCAGCUGCGCAAGCGCAACGAGUUCGGCCACAUCUGGUACUCCGCGCAGUACCGCCCCACCUACACGCAGGAGGCUGUCGCGGACCUGCGCGAGUGCCUGCUGCGCGCGCGCGGCGGCGCCACCGUCCACUGGGAGGACCCCUGGCGCAUGGGCGACCGCGCCAAGCACUGGGCCGCGCUGCCCGCCGUCCAGCACCAGUUCCUGCCGCGCAUGGCCAACGUGGCUCGCGAGGAGAGCGCCAUCCUCAAGCAGCUCGGCGAGCGCGCGAAGCGCGCCUUCGCCGCGCCCGCCCCGCCUGCGCCCGCCCCGCAAAGCCUCUGA